AUGUCACACUCCGAUCAACCCACAGGCAAAGCCAUCUACCCAGAUAAUGCCACAAAUGAGCCUGAGCUUCCCGCCGAGGGCCAGGUCGAGGCUCAGACCGAGGGCGCUGAGGUCGACCAAGGCCUGGAAGCAUUGAUCAAUCUUACCAUCAAGCUCCCUCACGAACCCGGUCAGAUGCAGAUCACGGUCUCUCCUCAAGAGCAAGUCCAUGAAGUUCGGCAGUCCAUCAUCGACUUGCCCGUGGCGUUCCAGUACACCUGCUUCCACUUGGAACAUCGAGGCGAACGCAUUAACGACUUCCUUCCUAUCUCGGAUAUACAAGGCUUGAGCGAGGACCCUGAGGUCACGCUGGUCGAGGAGCCUUACACCGAGAAGGAGGCUCGCAUACAUCUGGUUCGAAUUAGAGAACUCAUUGGCGCCGCCGGAGACCGUACCGAUGCUGUCCAAGGUGUUCUCCCGGGCCUGUCUCUUCUCGAUACCGUCGAGCCCCCGUCGGAAGAGCAGUCCAAUGCAGAACAGGUCCAUUCCCAAGCCGCCAAGGGGGAUGCCACUAAAAAUGAGUACACCUUUGGUGCGCCGGUCCCGCUUUCCACUCUGCUUCCCCCAGCACCCGAGGAAGAAGCUCCGAAGACUAUCAAGUCUAUCUCUUUGUCGGCCUGGAACCCCCCGCCCCCUCACCUCAAGCAACGAGGCCACCUCUUGUACCUUGUGGCCACGACCAAUGAGGGCGAGCAGCACCAGAUCACAGCUCACGUUGGCGGCUUCUUCGUCAACAAGUCCUCCAACCAGAAGUUCGAUCCCUUUCCUCGACCUGCCCCUAAAGGCCAGUCGGCUCACUCACUGCUGAAUCUACUUGACCUCAUUUCACCAUCUUUCUCGGCCUCUUUCUUGAAAUUCCAGGAGUUCAAUAGUCUUAAGGACCCAUUGGCGACAUUCCAAAUCACCAAUGCCAUUCCCUCGGCGCCAUGGAUCGUACCUUCGGCGUCUUCCCCACUAUGCGCCCAUUCUGCCGACCCCACACGUUCCCAAGAAACAUACUUGAUUGCAGGUGCCGAUAACACGGACACUUUGCGAGACUGGAAUGAAGAAUUCCAGUCAGCGAGAGAGCUGCCGAAAGAGACCGUCCAAGACAGAGUUUUCCGUGAGCGUCUCAUGUCCAAACUUUUCGCUGACUACAACGACGCUGCAACUCGAGGUGCGGUCUUGGUUGCUCGCGGAGAGGUCGCCCCCCUGAAUCCCACGGAAUGCAAGGAUGCUCAGAUCUUUGUCUACAACAAUGUCUUCUUCUCCUUUGGUGCCGAUGGCGUGGGCACAUUCACUUCCGAGGGAGGCGAUGAGGCUGCCCGUGUUGCAACUGGCAAGGACGUGGCUGGUGUCAGGCUGGUGAACCAGCUGGACAUCGAUGGCCUCUUCACACCUGCUACGGUCGUUGUCGAUUACCUUGGUAAACGCAUCGUUGGUCAGAGUAUCGUGCCUGGCAUUUUCAAGCAGAGGGACCCUGGCGAAAACCAAAUCGACUAUGGCGCUGUUGACGGCAAAGAUGUUGUCGCGUCUGACGAGCGAUUCGUGUCUGUUUUCGAAAAGCUGUCGCGCGCUCUCAGGGUCAAAAAGCAUGCUGUCUGGGACAAGGAUGGCAAGCGUGUCGACCUGGAGGCCAGCGUCGAGACCAAGGGCUUGAUGGGCACAGACGGAAGAAAGUACGUUCUGGACUUGUAUCGCGUGACGCCUCUGGAUAUCGAUUGGCUUGAGGAGAAUGAGGAGGGCUUCGAUAACUAUCCUCAUCGUAUGGCGGUCCUCCGCCCCGAAUUGGUUGAGUCGUACGGCAGAAAGAAGAUGAAAGCCUGGGUCGACGAGGAGCUUGCCCAGCGUGGCAAGGCUAAGGACGCGACAAAGGAAGCCCCUGCCGAGUCUAAGAAAUCUCAACAAGCCAAGACCGAGGACGAGAGCGACGGAAGUGAUGACAGUGAGGAGAGUGAGAAUGAAAGCGAAAGCGAAGCAGAGUCCAAAUCCGCCAAGGACCCUCUUAAAGCCGGGAAGCCUGAAAACAACAAGGAGGCAGAGGCAUUGAACGAGUCAAAGGAGUCGAAAGACCACAUUGACCUUUCGAAGUUCCAGUUUUCCCUGAACCCCGAUGUCUUUAGCGGCCAGGUCCCUAAGACCGAUGCGGAGAAGGCUGAGAUGGAGCAGGAUGAAGAGGAUGUCCGCCUCGCCUGCAAGUAUCUUCGAGAGCAGGUCAUUUCCGACCUCAUUCGUGAGCUUACCGACUGCGAGAUUAGCUUCCCCAUGGAUGGUCAGUCUCUUGGCCGUCUCUUGCACAAGAGGGGCAUCAACAUCAGAUACACCGGCAAGGUUGCAACUCUCGCCUCGGAUCCUCGCCUUCAGUGCCUGAAAGACAUUUGCAUCCAGGACAUGGUCGCUCGGUCAUUCAAGCACGUCGCUGCCACAUAUCUCAGACAUCUGCCCGCACCUUUCACAUCGGCUUGCAUUUCCCACCUCCUCAACUGCCUUUUGGGGUCCCAAUUGAACCCCAACCCCCCCGCUGAAAUCGACUCAACUCUGAGGUCUCUGUACUCAGAUGCCGACUUGUCGUUCGAGAAGGCCACGCCCGAGACCAUCCGUGCCAGUAUCGAGGAACAAACCUUCAAGAGAUUCAGAUACCGUCUGGACGCCGAGUGGUUUACUCAAUUCAAGCCCCUCAGCUCUUGCGCAAAGGAAUAUAACUUCACCAGCAGGCCCAUUGAGCAGGCCGUUCCAGCUCCUGCUACCAACGGCACCUCUACAAAUGGGGCCAACGGCGAGAGCAAAAACAAGAAGAAGAAGAAGGCGCCCAAGGAUGUUUCGCCUACCUCCUCGAGCCCGCCGCCUCCCGCCACCGCCUUCACCGCUGACGAUAUCGUCAAUUUCGUGCCAGUGGUCAAGCACUCGUGCCCGCGAAGCGCUCUCGCCGAAGAAGCUCUGGAGGCUGGCCGUAUUUCCAUCAUGCAGGGCCAGCGCAAGCUUGGCCAAGAGCUUCUUCUGGAGUCAUUAUCCCUUCAUGAGCAGAUUUAUGGAAUUCUUCAUCCCGAGGUCGCUCGCGUCUACAACACCCUCUCCAUGCUGUACUACCAACUGGAAGAGAAGGAGGCCGCAGUUGAGCUCGCAAGAAAGGCCAUCGUCGUCUCCGAGAGGACGGUCGGUGUCGACUCCGCCGAGACUCUCCUCAAUUACCUCAACUUGAGUCUCUUCCUGCACCAGGCUGGCGAUAGCGACGCCGCUUUGGUUUACGCCAAGCAUGCGUUGAAGCUUUGGAAGAUCAUCUACGGCGCUGACCAUCCUGACUCUAUCACUACUAUCAACAAUGGGGCUGUCAUGCUGCAACACCUCAAGUCCUACCAUGAGUCAAGGCUGUGGUUCGAGGAGUCCCUUCGCAUUUGUGAGCAGAUUUUCGGCAAGCAGUCCAUCAAUGCUGCCACUCUUCUGUUCCAGCUCGCUCAGGCUCUUGCGCUGGACCAGGACUCCAAGGCCGCCGUCAACCGCAUGCGCGAGUCUUACAACAUCUUCCUCAGUGAGCUCGGCCCUGAUGACAAAAACACAAAGGAGGCAGAGAGCUGGCUUGAGCAGUUGACACAGAACGCCGUUGCUCUUGCCAAGCACGCGAAGGAUGCUCAGGCACGCCGUCUCCGUGCCGGCAUACGCUUCACGCCCAAGGGAUCUCCUUACGAGGCAUCCGCACCCGCUCCUCGCGUGUCUACCACGCAAAACUCUCGUCUGGGCGGUUCCUCGCAAAUGGACUCGCGCAGCAUCGACGAACUCAUCAAGUUCAUCGAGGGCACCGACCAGCAGGCGAAGUCCUCAAAAGGAAGGCCGAGCAGGGGUAACCCGAAGAGAAGAGGCAAGGCCUCUAAGUAA
Messenger RNA from Colletotrichum aenigma, 3888 nucleotides. RefSeq names its product Clustered mitochondria protein-like protein. Gene Ontology annotation, molecular function: mRNA binding; protein binding. The transcript is spliced from 4 exons. The coding region runs from base 1 to 3888 and encodes 1295 amino acids. NCBI's taxonomy places the organism in Eukaryota, Fungi, Ascomycota, Sordariomycetes, Glomerellales, Glomerellaceae. The record is from RefSeq and is a predicted model, not a curated record. Gene Ontology annotation, biological process: intracellular distribution of mitochondria. Gene Ontology annotation, cellular component: cytoplasm.